ACUUCUGCAACAAAGUCAAAGAUUCUUCUCUGAACAUCAUUUCUGAGAGAACUGAAUGUCUCCAGCAGCUUCAAGGUGAGAAAAAAGGGUGGUCCUGGUGAAAUACAUUUCUGAUAACAAGUACAUAACAUCUCACUCUCUCUCUCAUUGGUUUCUCUGUGAGUUCCUCAUUUUUUAGUCAGUUCUUAAACACUUCAAAGUGUAACCUCCCUUUCUGAGGAAGCUGGCUUUUCUACAGACCUCAUGAAAAUAUUUACAAGCUUGAAGUCAAAGAAAAAGGUCAAACAGUUCCACUGGAAGAGGUGUCCAGUGUGAACCGUGGAAAGUCAAUAUGCUGCAGACUAUAGAGGCUCUGAGAGGAUCCUGUGUGACCAUCCCCUGCUCCUUUACUAUAGAUAGAACAUAUAAACUAAUUUAGAUCAGAAAUGUAAAGCAGUGUGGAAGAAGAGAAGUAAUGAUGAAGUUGUGUUUGAUAGUAAAACUAAAACAAAUGGAGAAUUAAUUGGAAAACUGACAGACAGAGACUGCACCACAACCCUGAACAACAUGGUUUCUGAUAAUACAUAUUUAUUCAGACUGGAAUGUGAAAAUGCCUUGAAAUGGGACUUCAGUAAUGACUUAAUCAAUAUAGUGACCAAAGCUGAUCCUCCAUCACCCACUCUGACUCCGUCCACACUGGAGGUGGAAGGAGGGAACCUCAGUGAGUGUGACGUGCUCUGCUCCAGCUCCCUGUCUGUCUCAUCCUCCAACUCUGACAUGGAGCCCCAGACUGGGUGACAGUCAGGAGACACUGCAGGAGAAUCAGGACAAAACUAAAGUCCAGACCUCUGUUCUGACCUUCACUGCUUCUCAGCUCCAUCAUGGACAGAAAAUCUCCUGCACUGCUCUCUACAGGAAACAAGAUGGCAGCCCUGAUGCAUCUGUUACCACAAGUUUAACAGCUGAUGUUUCCUGUGUCCAGUGUGAACCGUGGAGAGUCAAUAUGCUGCAGACUAUAGAGGUUCUGAGAGGAUCCUGUGUGACCAUUCCCUGCUCCUUUCACAUAGAUAGAACAUAUAAGACGUAUUUAGAUCAGACAUGUAAAGCAAUGUGGAAGAAGAGAAGUAAUAAUGAAGUUGUGUUUGAUAGUAAAACUAGAACAAAUGGAGAAUUGAUUGGAGCACUGACAGACAAAGACUGCACCACAACCCUGAACAACAUGGUUUCUGAUGACACAUAUUUAUUCAGACUGGAAUGUGAAAAUGUCUUGAAAUGGGACUUCAAUAAUGACUUAAUCAAUAUAGUGACCAAAGCUGAUCCUCCAUCACCCACUCUGACUCCGUCCACACUGGAGGUGGAGGAGGGAACCUCAGUGAGUGUGACGUGCUCUGCUCCAGCUCCCUGUCUGUCUCAUCCUCCAACUCUGACAUGGAGCCCCAGACUGGGUGACAGUCAGGAGACACUGCAGGAGAAUCAGGACAAAACUAAAGUCCAGACCUCUGUUCUGACCUUCACUGCUUCUCACCUCCAUCAUGGAUGGAAAAUCUCCUGCACUGCUCUCUACAGGAAACAAGAUGGCAGCAAUCAAUCAAGCAGCAGUAAAACUUCAGCACUUACUGUUUCAUAUCCACCUAAAGACACCACAGUGUCCGUCAGUCCCUCUGGUCCAGUACCAGAGAACAUAAAUAUGACUCUGACCUGCAGUAGUACUGCCAACCCAGCAGUAAGGAGCUACACCUGGUACACAACUGAUGGAGACCAGGAGACAUUCAUUGGGACUGGAAACAUUUUAAAGAUUGAAGCCUCUAAAGUCAACAGUCCUUUUUUCUGCAAAACUGAGAAUGAUCUUGGAGUUGGACGAUCCACCAACACACAAAUAGAUGUUCAGUAUCCACCUAAAGACACCACAGUGUCCGUCAGUCCCUCUGGUCCAGUACCAGAGAACAGAAAUGUGACUCUGACCUGUAGUAGUACUGCCAAUCCAGCAGUAAGGAGCUACACCUGGUACAGAAAUGAUGGAGACCAGGAGACUUUCAUUGGGACUGGACACAUUUUAAAGAUUGGAGCCUCUAAAGUCAGCAGUCCUUUUUUCUGCAAAACUGAGAAUGAUCUUGGAGUUGGACGAUCCACCAACACACAAAUAGAUGUUCAGUAUCCACCUAAAGACACCAUAUUGUCCGUUAGUCCCUCUGGUCCAGUACCAGAGAACAGAAAUGUGACUCUGACCUGCAGUAGUACUGCCAACCCAGCAGUAAGGAACUACACCUGGUACAGAACUGAUGGAGACCAGGAGACUUUCAUUGGGACUGGACACAUUUUAAAGAUUGAAGCCUCUAAAGUCAGCAGUCCUUUUUUCUGCAAAACUGAGAAUGAUCUUGGAGUUGGACGAUCCACCAACACACAAAUAGAUGUUGAGUAUCCACCUAAAGACACCACAGUGUCCGUCAGUCCCUCUGGUCCAGUACCAGAGAACAGAAAUGUGACUCUGACCUGUAGUAGUACUGCCAACCCAGCAGUAAGGAACUACACCUGGUACAGAACUGAUGGAGACCAGGGGACUUUUAUUGGGACUGGACACAUUUUAAUGAUUGAAGCCUCUAAAGUCAGCAGUCCUUUUUUCUGCAAAACUGAGAAUGAUCUUGGAGUUGGACGAUCCACCAACACACAAAUAGAUGUUCAGUAUCCACCUAAAGACACCACAGUGUCCGUCAGUCCCUCUGGUCCAGUACCAGAGAACAGAAAUGUGACUCUGACCUGCAGUAGUACUGCCAACCCAGCAGUAAGGAGCUACACCUGGUACAGAACUGAUGGAGACCAGGAGACUUUCAUUGGGACUGGAAACAUUUUAAAGAUUGAAGCCUCUAAAGUCAGCAGUCCUUUUUUCUGCAAAACUGAGAAUGAUCUUGGAGUUGGACGAUCCACCAACACACAAAUAGAUGUUCAGUAUCCACCUAAAGACACCACAGUGUCCGUCAGUCCCUCUGGUCCAGUACCAGAGAACAGAAAUGUGACUCUGACCUGUAGUAGUACUGCCAACCCAGCAGUAAGGAGCUACACCUGGUACAGAACUGAUGGAGACCAGGAGACUUUUAUUGGGACUGGACACAUUUUAAAGAUUGAAGCCUCUAAAGUCAGCAGUCCUUUUUUCUGCAAAACUGAGAAUGAUCUUGGAGUUGGACGAUCCACCAACACACAAAUAGAUGUUCAGUAUCCACCUAAAGACACCACAGUGUCCGUCAGUCCCUCUGGUCCAGUACCAGAGAACAGAAAUGUGACUCUGGCCUGUAGUAGUACUGCCAACCCAGCAGUAAGGAGCUACACCUGGUACAGAAAUGAUGGAGACCAGGAGACUUUCAUUGGGACUGGAAACAUUUUAAAGAUUGAAGCCUCUAAAGUCAACAGUCCUUUUAUCUGCAAAACUGAGAAUGAUCUUGGAGUUGGACGAUCCACCAACAUACAAAUAGAUGUUCAGUAUCCACCUAAAGACACCACAGUGUCCGUCAGUCCCUCUGGUCCAGUACCAGAGAACAGAAAUGUGACUCUGACCUGCAGUAGUACUGCCAACCCAGCAGCAAGGAGCUACACCUGGUACAGAACUGAUGGAGACCAGGAGACUUUCAUUGGGACUGGACACAUUUUAAAGAUUGAAGCCUCUAAAGUCAGCAGUCCUUUUUUCUGCAAAACUGAGAAUGAUCUUGGAGUUGGACGAUCCACCAACACACAAAUAGAUGUUCAGUAUCCACCUAAAGACACCACAGUGUCCGUCAGUCCCUCUGGUCCAGUACCAGAGAACAGAAAUGUGACUCUGACCUGUAGUAGUACUGCCAACCCAGCAGUAAGGAGCUACACCUGGUACAGAACUGAUGGAGACCAGGAGACUUUUAUUGGGACUGGACACAUUUUAAAGAUUGAAGCCUCUAAAGUCAGCAGUCCUUUUUUCUGCAAAACUGAGAAUGAUCUUGGAGUUGGACGAUCCACCAACACACAAAUAGAUGUUCAGUAUCCACCUAAAGACACCACAGUGUCCGUCAGUCCCUCUGGUCCAGUACCAGAGAACAGAAAUGUGACUCUGACCUGCAGUAGUACUGCCAACCCAACAGUAAGGAACUACACCUGGUACAGAACUGAUGGAGACCAGGAGACUUUCAUUGGGACUGGAAACAUUUUAAAGAUUGAAGCCUCUAAAGUCAACAGUCCUUUUUUCUGCAAAACUGAGAAUGAUCUUGGAGUUGGACGAUCCACCAACACACAAAUAGAUGUUCAGUAUCCACCUAAAGACACCACAGUGUCCGUCAGUCCCUCUGGUCCAGUACCAGAGAACAGAAAUGUGACUCUGACCUGUAGUAGUACUGCCAACCCAGCAGUAAGGAGCUACACCUGGUACAGAACUGAUGGAGACCAGGAGACUUUCAUUGGGACUGGAAACAUUUUAAAGAUUGAAGCCUCUAAAGUCAGCAGUCCUUUUUUCUGCAAAACUGAGAAUGAUCUUGGAGUUGGACGAUCCACCAACACACAAAUAGAUAUUCAGUAUCCACCUAAAGACACCACAGUGUCCGUCAGUCCCUCUGGUCCAGUACCAGAGAACAGAAAUGUGACUCUGACCUGCAGUAGUACUGCCAACCCAGCAGUAAGGAGCUACACCUGGUACAGAAAUGAUGGAGACCAGGAGACUUUCAUUGGGACUGGACACAUUUUAACAAUUGAAGCCUCUAAAGUCAGCAGUCCUUUUUUCUGCAAAACUGAGAAUGAUCUUGGAGUUGGACGAUCCACCAACACACAAAUAGAUGUUCAGUAUCCACCUAAAAACACCACAGUGUCCGUCAGUCCCUCUGGUCCAGUACCAGAGAACAGAAAUGUGACUCUGACCUGCAGUAGUACUGCCAACCCAGCAGUAAGGAACUACACCUGGUACAGAACUGAUGGAGACCAGGAGACUUUCAUUGGGACUGGACACAUUUUAACGAUUGAAGCCUCUAAAGUCAGCAGUCCUUUUUUCUGCAAAACUGAGAAUGAUCUUGGAGUUGGACGAUCCACCAACACACAAAUAGAUGUUCAGUAUCCACCUAAAGACACCACAGUGUCCGUCAGUCCCUCUGGUCCAGUACCAGAGAACAGAAAUGUGACUCUGACCUGCAGUAGUACUGCCAACCCAGCAGUAAGGAACUACACCUGGUACAGAACUGACAGAGACCAGGAAACUUUCAUUGGGACUGGACACAUUUUAAAGAUUGAAGCCUCUAAAGUCAGCAGUCCUUUUUUCUGCAAGGCUGAGAAUGAUCUUGGAGUUGGACGAUCCACCAACACACAAAUAGAUGUUCAGUAUCCACCUAAAGACACCACAGUGUCCGUCAGUCCCUCUGGUCCAGUACCAGAGAACAGAAAUGUGACUCUGACCUGCAGUAGUACUGCCAACCCAGCAGUAAGGAACUACACCUGGUACAGAACUGACAGAGACCAGGAGACUUUCAUUGGGACUGGAAACAUUUUAAAGAUUGAAGCCUCUAAAGUCAGCAGUCCUUUUUUCUGCAAAACUGAGAAUGAUCUUGGAGUUGGACAAUCCACCAACACACAAAUAGAUGUUCAGUAUCCACCUAAAAACACCACAGUGUCCGUCAGUCCCUCUGGUCCAGUACCAGAGAACAGAAAUGUGACUCUGACCUGCAGUAGUACUGCCAACCCAGCAGUAAGGAGCUACACCUGGUACAGAACUGAUGGAGACCAGGAGAAUUUCAUUGGGACUGGACACAUUUUAACGAUUGAAGCCUCUAAAGUCAGCAGUUCUUUUUUCUGCAAAACUGAGAAUGAUCUUGGAGUUGGACGAUCCACCAAAACACAAAUAGAUGUUCAGUAUCCACCUAAAGACACCACAGUGUCCGUCAGUCCCUCUGGUUCAGUACCAGAGAACAGAAAUGUGACUCUGACCUGCAGUAGUACUGCCAACCCAGCAGUAAGGAACUACACCUGGUACAGAACUGACAGAGACCAGGAGACUUUCAUUGGGACUGGACACAUAUUAAAGAUUGAAGCCUCUAAAGUCAGCAGUCCUUUUUUCUGCAAAACUGAGAAUGAUCUUGGAGUUGGACGAUCCACCAACACACAAAUAGAUGUUCAGUUUCCUCCACAGAUCCUGGCCUCAUCUCACUGCACCAAAACUGAAAGUCAGGUCAACUGUUCCUGUGAGACUGUGGGAAACCCUUCCCCUACUUUACACUGGUAUUUGGAUGGGAGACCUGUCAAUCAAUCUGGAGAGGUUUUAAUCAGCAGUGGGUCUCUAAAUGGCACAGGCCUGAGGAGCUUCAUCACCGUCAACAAACUAAAGGAGAGGAGUCUUUCCACCUUGUUCUGUCACAGCUUCAACUCUCUGGGAUCUGCCAGGCAGCAGUUUAAUGUGACUGAGGCUCAAAGCUCUACAGAAAGUCAAGGUCUUGGACAUUACUGUGGAGUUCUUCCUUGGGCUCUUGCUGGUGGAUUUUUCAGUUCCAGUGUCUUCUUUAUAAUCUGCACAAUAUUCCUUUGUAAAUCACGGAGGAACGUGGAGCCGAAUGCAGAGGACAGAACUUACAUGUCACUGGAUCGUAGAAACGUCACAGAGUCUUCAGAGUACGACGUCAUCACCCGAAGACCUAAAUGAGAAUAAUUAUCAGAAGCUUUACUGAAUGACUUCUUGUAUUUCUGCAGUGAUUAUAUCCAGUCAAAUGUUCCUCUUUCUGUCAGUUUGAUCUUUCCUGUAAUGUCUUAAAUAGCUACUGAGUGUCUAUUUGUCAGUUUGCUACAGGGGGUUGAGCAGCUCUUCAGUGUCAUUUAAACAAGUUCUCUCCUCUGGUUUUAACUUCAUCACAUGUUUACUGAUUUAUCUUUCUAGUAAUAUCUGAAGUGACUGUGGUUUUACUGGUAGUGAAGUGUAAAUGAUGUCCAUCUCACUUUAAGACGUCAACAUCUCCGGUCUCUACAGUAGGGUCACAUUAAUACUUUGGAUUGAUUUUGCUCUGCUUUAUGAACAGAAAGCUUAACUCUUUCUUGUUUUUGUCUUUGACUUUGAAUCAGUGUGAUUGUAAAUCUGCUUUUAUUUCUACAUUUGUACUUAAUGGUAAUAAAAUAAAAUUAAAUCUGAGCUCCAU
Messenger RNA from Mugil cephalus (flathead mullet), 7097 nucleotides. RefSeq names its product hemicentin-2-like. Lineage: Eukaryota; Metazoa; Chordata; Actinopteri; Mugiliformes; Mugilidae. The transcript is spliced from 26 exons. The record is from RefSeq and is a predicted model, not a curated record. Bases 983 to 6610 code for a protein of 1875 amino acids.